UUUACGUAAAAGGAUAAAACCUUGGCAAUCUGGAUGGUCUGUUUUAAAUCAAAACAAAAUUUGGAGACUAGAUACUCAAAUUCUGACUUAAUUCAUGUUGAACUGUGUCAACUCUUUGCUUCAAAGAUGGACAACUUGAAUUCAACUGGAUCACCGAUGGAUGUGGAAAACUCCACUGUGUCUGCUGACAAUGUGUCCCUUACGCCAUCCACAGAUAAUUCAGGUAUCCCCUACCAUACUACACGUUUAUACAUAUUUAUCCUUGUCCCGUCUUCGUUCCUUCUCCUGACACUGAACUCACUCUGUCUUCUUGUUCUGAGGCAUGUGGACAGCAUCCAUGACACCACCAAAGUGUUUUUGCGGUCCAUGACGGUUGCCGAUCUAGGAGUAGGUAUUUUUUUGGCCGUACCGAUGAGUUUUGGCGCGGCAAUCGGUUACUGGCCUUUUGGGAUCGUACUUUGCGGGAUCCAAGCUUUUGCCUCCGUCAGUUCUGUCCUGGGAACUCUCCUGUCACUAUUUCUGCUAACUGUGGAUCGUUACAUCUCAGUUGUGUAUGCGCUCCGCUACCAUUCUCUCGUAACGCUGAAGCGAGCACGUAUCGCCGUCUGUUGCGCGUGGGGUAUAAUCGUCGUGAUGGUCUCUGUGACAUGUGUUAUUUCACACUGGCAACCGGUGUAUCUCAGCAGCCUGCUCAUGUGUGCCUUUUACCGCGAUGGAUCUAUAUUAGAUUUUUACUUUUCAGUAGUGUAUUCAACAAUAACGAUCUUCUGUCUGCUUACCGUCCUGAUCGCAUAUGCCAGACUGUUCAGUAUCACGCGCCGUCAUGCACGACGUAUCCACGCGGACAAUCCAAGUGCUCACGGUGGACACGCUCCAGUGAGACCCAACAAAAAGACGCUUCACACCAUGCUAAUCAUCGUCAUCAGCGCGCUUGCGCUUUCCCUGAUUCCCGCCAUCAGUCUGAUACUUGAUGUUAACAAUAAACACCAUUUGUUGCGCUUCUUUCUGCUGGGCCUGCCCAUACUGAUCCACAGCUGGCUGAACGUGUUCAUCUAUUACCUCAGAAAUACCGAAUUCCAUCAAGCCAGUAAAACGCUCCUGUUGUCGUAUUACCGAUCUUUUAAACGAAUUAUUCGGUGUAAAACCAACUAACGUGCAUUUGGACACAAGUGUAAUGUUAA
Patiria miniata (bat star) is the source of this 1181-nucleotide messenger RNA. Its product is annotated as beta-3 adrenergic receptor-like. Gene Ontology annotation, cellular component: membrane. The transcript has a single exon. Gene Ontology annotation, biological process: G protein-coupled receptor signaling pathway. The coding region runs from base 34 to 1152 and encodes 372 amino acids. Gene Ontology annotation, molecular function: G protein-coupled receptor activity. Lineage: Eukaryota; Metazoa; Echinodermata; Asteroidea; Valvatida; Asterinidae. The record is from RefSeq and is a predicted model, not a curated record.